AUAUCCCAAGAUGCAGUUGUGCAGGUGGGCCGGCAGCUGGAGAUCACACCUACCAGGACAGUCUGCAGGACCGGAGAUUGAGGAUUCCUUUGACUUUCUUUUUAAAAUCAUCCUCAUUGGGGACUCGGAUGUGGGGAAGACGUGCGUGGUUCAGAGAUUCAAAUCUGGCAUUUUCAUCGAAAAGCAGCAAAACACCAUCGGGGUCGACUUUACUGUUCGUACCUUGGACAUCGAUGGCAAGAAAAUCAAGAUGCAGGUGUGGGACACAGCCGGACAGGAGCGUUUCCGUACCAUAACACAGAGCUACUACCGCAGUGCACAUGGGGCGAUGGUGGCCUACGACAUCAGCCGCCGCAACACGUUUGAAUCCGUCCCCCACUGGAUCAGGGAGGUGGAGCAGUACGGAGCUUCCAGCGUGGUCCUGAUACUCAUAGGUAAUAAGUCCGACCUCCUGGAUCAGCGGCAGGUGUUGUUCGAGGACGCCUGCACUCUGGCAGAAAACAACGGUGUCCUCGCUGCUCUAGAAACCUCAGCCAAGGAGGCCCAGAACGUGGAUACGGCAUUCAACCUCAUGGCCCGGGAGCUGCUGGCACGCAACGGCAUGCCGAUGGUGGACGAGGCUUCUCAAGACCCGUCUCAGUUCAUGCUGAAUAACAGCUCUCACCCUGUGUUUGGUACUGGGUCUUCAGAUAAAAAGUGUGGGUGCUGAGCGGACUGAGAGAGGAAUGUGUAGAUUAAGAAUUGUCUGAAAAAAUUGUGACGGCAGCCUGAAAACUAAAUGUAUGUUUAAAACAAAAAGAGCAGGGAGGUUAUUUACAUGAUUUUUUUAAAGAAGUGCAUCGUUGUAUUGUGUGAAUCAAUGUAGGUUUUGUUAUUAUUAUUUAUAUGGCUGAAAAACCUCCAUCGCAGGUUUUAAAUGGGAAAUGUAUUUGUAAUAUUCUCCUGAGGAUAACUGCUGCUGAAUGUGAUGACUUUAGAAACCACACCUCUGCCAGAAGACUCUGUAAACACACUGUUUUCACUUGA
This is a messenger RNA of Limanda limanda (common dab), 1026 nucleotides long. It is a transcript of the gene rab19, whose product is annotated as ras-related protein Rab-19. NCBI's taxonomy places the organism in Eukaryota, Metazoa, Chordata, Actinopteri, Pleuronectiformes, Pleuronectidae. Bases 11 to 709 code for a protein of 232 amino acids. The transcript is spliced from 4 exons. Gene Ontology annotation, molecular function: GTP binding; GTPase activity. The record is from RefSeq and is a predicted model, not a curated record. Gene Ontology annotation, cellular component: trans-Golgi network.